This is a messenger RNA of Aureobasidium subglaciale EXF-2481, 1631 nucleotides long. Its product is annotated as glycoside hydrolase family 5 protein. Gene Ontology annotation, molecular function: cellulose binding; hydrolase activity, hydrolyzing O-glycosyl compounds. Gene Ontology annotation, biological process: glucan catabolic process. Lineage: Eukaryota; Fungi; Ascomycota; Dothideomycetes; Dothideales; Saccotheciaceae. The record is from RefSeq and is a predicted model, not a curated record. The transcript is spliced from 3 exons. Gene Ontology annotation, cellular component: extracellular region. Bases 269 to 1300 code for a protein of 343 amino acids.
CAUCACCCCUCUCUAGAUCUUAGCGUUGCUUCAUUAAUGUAUUCCAGACAGUCGACCAUGCUUAAUCGAGGUUGCAGUCGCCAUCUUUCGGCCGCGACAUCCGCUUUUGCAUAGGUAGGUAUCCAUAUAUAAGAGCUCUGGGAUCUGUCUUGUCAUUCUCUUCUCUCCGACAAGCACUCUUGACAUUUUGUCUUUCGUUCAUUCUUCUCACCCCCUUCUUUCAACCUAGCGUGCCAUUCUUUUCGCGCUCUUUACAUUCUACAUCAAGAUGAAGUACUCUACUUUCGUCGUCGCCGCGGCAGCUGGUACUGCCGCAGCUGCUUCUGCUCCUGCAUACGCCCAAUGUGGUGGCCAAGGUUUCUCUGGUGCUGUUGACUGUGUCACUGGCUACCACUGUGCUGUUCAGAACGACUGGUAUUCCCAGUGCGUACCUGGUGCUGGCUCCAGCUCUCCUGCCUCUACAGCCAAGGCCGUCACCUCGGCCAAGGCCACCACCUCGGCCAAGGCCACCACCUCGGUCAAGGCUACCACUACUCAGGCUCCCUCCAAGGCCCCUGUCAGCACCAGCAAGGCUGUUGUCACUUCUGCUACUUCCUCUGCUAGUUCCAAGGGCAAGGUCAAGUACGCCGGUGUCAACAUUGCAGGCUUCGAUUUCGGUAUCGAUACCAACGGUGGUUCUUCCGGCUCUUACGUCGACCCCGGAACCACUGGUCAAGCCCAGAUGAACCACUUUGUCAAGGAUGACAAGCUCAACGCUUUCCGUAUCCCCGUUGGCUGGCAAUACCUCGUCAACAACAACCUUGGUGGUAACCUCGACUCCACUUUCUUCGCCAAGUACGACCAGCAGGUGACCUACUGUUUGAACUCUGGUGCAGCCCUCUGUAUCCUUGAUCUCCACAACUAUGCUCGUUGGAACGGCCAGAUCGUGGGCAGCAGCGGCGGUCCUACCAACGCUCAGUUCGCCUCUGUCUGGUCCCAGCUGGCUACCAAGUACGCUUCCAAGCCCAAGGUCGCCUUUGGCAUCAUGAACGAGCCCCACGACCUUCAGGAUGUCAACGCUUGGGCCACCACCGUUCAAGCUGCCGUCACCGCCAUCCGUAAGGCCGGUGCCACCCAGAACAUUAUCCUGCUUUCAGGCAACGAUUGGUCGCAUGCUGGAAACAGCGUGUCAGACGGUUCCGCUGCUGCCCUCAACAAGAUCACCAACCUCGACGGCAGCAAGACCAACCUUGUCUUCGACGUCCACCAAUACUCUGACUCUGAUGGCUCGGUAGGUUUUAUCGAGGAAAGCUCACGAUAGAUGAAUCAUGAGCUUCUCCGUACCCCUGUCUCCCAUAAAACAACGCUAACAAUACCAUUGUAUAGGGCACAAACUCCGCUUGUACCACAGACAACGCCUCAAUCUUUGAAAACUUCGCCACCUGGCUCCGUAGCAACGGUCGCCAGGCCAUGCUCACCGAGGGCGGUGGCUCCAACGACCAGUCCUGCCUUACCAACGUCUGCAAGAUGCUCGGCGUCCUCAUGACCAACUCCGACGUCUACCUUGGCUGGACCGGCUGGUCUGCCGGCAUGUUCGCCACCGACUACGUUCUCUCAGAGGUCCCUAACGGUAGCGCUGGCUCCUACACCGA